Molecule: messenger RNA, 306 nt
Organism: Ostreobium quekettii
Lineage: Eukaryota; Viridiplantae; Chlorophyta; Ulvophyceae; Bryopsidales; Ostreobiaceae
Source: the annotation of a GenBank genome assembly
AUGUGGAGAACGGGGUGGGUUGGUGGAGCCGAAUUGAGAAAGGAACGUAACGAGAGCAUCAAAUGGCAUCAUCGCGGUCAUCGCAAGGCUUGGAGAGGGCAGGAGGUCCCGGAUUAUGUGGAGAACGGGGUGGGUUGGUGGAGCCUAAUUGAGAAAGGAACGAGAGCAUCAAAUGGCAUCAUCGCGAAUAUUCACAGAGUUGCAGGGGGAGCCACACUGAGCGAGAGAAGCAGGGAUUCCAACUUUGGGAAGACAGUUAAUCUAUUGCUCGAGGCAUGGGCCAGCUGCGGAUAUUUUGGCAAGUGA